AUAAUAAUACUAAAUGGAUAAUAUUAUUCAUUUGAAAAAAUUUUUGUUGAAUUUUUUUUUUCUCUUUUUUAUCUCUCGAGCUUUAAGUUUCUUUACCGUAUGGACAUUGGCAACUUAGGGAUUGAUAAGCCGAUGUAUUAUGGACAUUAUGGUAGCUGGCAAGUGGCAGUGGUUGCCUUGACAACAAAUAACAAUGAACAAUAUUAAUAAAAGCAACUGUCAAUCUGACAUCCAGAAGCUUUAAAAACAAUUGUCUUUUAGAUUAAAAGUAAAAAAAAAAAUAGUAUUUAUCAUCAUGUUGUUUAUUUAAUAUUUUAUAAAUAAUAUAUAAAAAGAAAAAAUAAAGUUAAUGUCAUUUUUGUUUUACUAUGUCAUAUUUUUAUGGAACUCCAAUAACUAGUUCUGACAGUCAGUCCAAAAAAAAGCACAGAAGAAAAGUGACGACAAACGAUUUGGAAUUGGAGCAAGUUCAUGAUUGUCGACAACGACGUAAACACCCAUCAAAAACAAGAUCAACAAAAUCAAAGUUAUUCGUUACGACUAAUGAGACAAAUGAUGAAACUAUUUCAUCACCAAAAUCAAAGUACAAAAAACACAAGGAAGUUGACAAAUUACUGACUGAUAAUGAAAAAUUAAUAUCAAAAUUAGAAACAACACCUGAAUCAGGAUUUAUUGAAGAACUGAGUGAAAAAGAAAAUAAAUUAAUUAAAUAUAGAAAUCGUUGUAGUAAAUUAGAAAAAUCAUAUCAAGAAAAUGAAUCAGAAAAAGUAAAAUUAGAAAAACAACUUGCAAAACGUGAAAAUGAUUUUAUUGAAUUAAAUUUUCAUUAUGAAGAACUAGUUAAAUUAGUUAAAUCAUUUGAGCAAGAAAAAUCAACUCAUUUAAUUGAGUUGAAAAAAUUAAAAACUGAAAAUUUACAGCUAAAUGAGGAUGUAUCAUUAUUGAAAGUUUUGAUAUACAAAUUAAAUGUAGAAAUUGAAAGAUAUCAGGACAAGCUGAGACAGAUUAAUCAGCAGAUUGAUGUUGAUGAUAAAAAUGUUAAUCAAGCCACUGAAAAUAAAAAGGUUUUUGAAUCAUGGGGAAAUGUCAACAGCCAUGUGUUGGCUCCACUUCUUGAUGCUUAUCAUGAAAAUAUUGAAGAAAAAGAAAAUUUGAUUAAACAAUAUCGUCAUGAAAUUGAUCACUUUGGUGGAAGAUGUAAAGAUAUUGUUGCUGAAAAUAAUGAAUAUCGUAAAAAAGUUGAUGAAUAUAAAUCUGAGCUGGAAAAAAUGUCUACAGAAAUGACAAUGAUACUGGAAGAUGCAAAUUUAGUUAAAGAAGAAAAUAGUUUAUUGUCACGUCAACAAGCAAUCCAUCAACAAAAACUUCAUGAAAUUCAUUCAGUUUAUGAAAAAAAAGUUGAAUUAAUGUCACAAGAUAACAAUAAAUUACACACUAAUUAUAUGAAUUGUAAAACUGAGCUCAGUAAUAUUCAAGGAAAAUAUGAAAUAUUAAAUGAAGGCUAUGAAAAGCUCAAAAAAAAUUCUGAUAAAACAAUGCCAGUAUCUGUUCAUAAUCAAGCAAUUGAAGAAUGCAAAUCACUUUUUGAAGAAUUAAAAAAUCAAUAUGAUACUGAAAAAAAAAAACUUGUUAGUCAAUUAAAAAAAUAUGAAGAAAUUAAUCCAGAUUAUGAACGACAAUUGUUAACAUUAACAACAGAAAAAGAUCAAUUAAAGCAACAAAUUAAAAAUUUAGAAAAAAAUUUAAAACACACACAAAAUAAAUUAAAAUAUUUUCAAAAUUUAAUUUCUUCAAUUCAAGUAUCAAGAGAUUCAUUUAAACGACAAUUAUCAAAAACAACAGCAUACUGUGAAGAAUUAGUUAUUGAACAAGAAAAAUUAAUAACUGAAAAAAAUAAAUUAAUGACACUAUUAGAAAAACGAGAAAAAGAAAAUGUAAAUAUUCAAAAUCUUGGUGAUAAUAUUGUUCAAAGAAUGGGUACACUUAAGACCCAACUUAAAAAUGUACAAAAAGGUGCAAAAGAACAAUUAGAAACAGUUGAAAAACAUAUGAAAUGUCAAGAAAAUGAUGUUGGAAAAAUAAAACUAGAUCAUCAUCAUGAAUUACAAAGAUUAAAAAAAUUGCUUAAACAAAAAGAGGAUGUGAUUGGUAAAUUACAACGUGAAAAAUUAACAACCCAAGAUAAUUUAGAAUUAAUAUGGAAAACAGCAAAAAAUGAUGAUACAAAUGUUAAUGAUGUUUUUAAAAAUAUUAGAAUUAAUAAUGUUUAAAUAAUUUAUUGUUAAUUAAAUUUUAAUGAUUCAUCAGUGUUAAUCUAGUCAUUAAAUUGAAUAAUAGAUACUUUUUUAAAUUUAUUAUCAUCAUUUUUCAAAUAUUACAAUAAGAAUUUUGUUUAUUUUAAAUA
Aphidius gifuensis is the source of this 2404-nucleotide messenger RNA. RefSeq names its product centrosomal protein of 89 kDa (gene Cep89). Bases 369 to 2270 code for a protein of 633 amino acids. The record is from RefSeq and is a predicted model, not a curated record. Gene Ontology annotation, cellular component: centriole; ciliary transition fiber. Lineage: Eukaryota; Metazoa; Arthropoda; Insecta; Hymenoptera; Braconidae. The transcript has 4 exons. Gene Ontology annotation, biological process: cilium assembly; chemical synaptic transmission; mitochondrion organization.